Sycon ciliatum is the source of this 1617-nucleotide messenger RNA. RefSeq lists its product as uncharacterized. Bases 16 to 1221 code for a protein of 401 amino acids. NCBI's taxonomy places the organism in Eukaryota, Metazoa, Porifera, Calcarea, Leucosolenida, Sycettidae. The transcript is spliced from 5 exons. The record is from RefSeq and is a predicted model, not a curated record.
AGGGGGCUAAUCGACAUGGGAUCCGAACAAUCGUUCGAUGAAACAAUGAGGAUGUACGAGCGGUAUUGCCUACGACAUAGGCCUAACCGCCAAACGCGUGAAUUGUUUACAGGUCUCAGCACCAUGGUGGAGUUUGGCACACUUCGCAUCUUGUUAAUUGGUCGCGCUCAUGCCGGAAAGAGUGCUACAAUCAACAAAUUCCUGGAGGUAUUCGGACAGCCAGAGACGCAACAGGAAUAUGAUUCUGGAGAAGGUGACAAGCGUGUAACGGAUGUACUGCUGGAAGCGGCCGACAUUGCUGGAGAAGGAGGAGUUUUCUUGAGAUCUCCCCAGGGCCAGAGUGAUGACUAUCGCAUGAAUGCUACCAAGGUCCGCGCUCUCUUCACCAAUCAGCUGCGCGACGGUGAUAUCUAUAAACGAGAAAUCAGGCAAACUGCUGAAAACUACACGCCUGAUGAAUGCCAUGCUGUCCUGCACAUCAUCCGGGCAGACCACGUAAUUAUCACGGAUAUGCUAGACGAGGAGCUGGAUGAAUUGAGGUGCACCCAAGAUGUCCUGCGUGAACUUGGUGUUGUUCCUGUGACGAUAAUCACGAGGUCUGGAGAGGAAGAGUACAAGGAUAGUGACAUGGAACUCCGGCGGCAGGUAGCAGCACGUCUGAUAGGCUCGCCACUGGAGUACACGUUCACCAUCGACAACACUAAGCCCGAAGAUGAUCCGAUUCGCCUGGAGAGGUUGCGCCUGACGCUGCUGCUGGCGUUACGGGCCAGUGUGAUCCUAGCCGAACAGAGACUCCACCGCAAGGAGCUGCAGAGACGUCGAAUUGCCCGACCACAGCCAUCUGAGGACGGAAAGUACGUCGUGGCAGCAUUUCUCAAGUCCAUUGCCUCACGAUUUGGGUGGCCGUCCACGCUACUGGAAGAUGUAGAGCAGCGCUUGGCUGCAGUAUGGCUGAAUAGAAGAAAGAAGAACUUGGUGGACGGCGAUUUCAUCACCCCGGCUGAGUUUGUCUCAAUACUGGCCUCCCGGAACAAAGAAGUAUGGGACAGAAUCUUCCCGCCUCUGGCCGCUGAUGCAUUGGAAGCACAGGUGAAGUCACAGCUGCACGGCUUUGCUGAGGACUGUGGGCUAACGAACUACGCUGAACUCGCCCUUCCUACUGUCGCCGAUCGUGAGUUGGUCACCGCAUACCUAGAAGCCUGCCCACCAAGGGAGGAAUAGACAAAAGAAAUAAUAGAUCCACGUUUGCUGUGGUCAGGCACGACCCAUGCUAUCCGCUUGUCAGAGAGUGGUAAACGAUUAAAAAUUGAAAGAUUCACUAGAUGUACUGCUAGUUUGUAAGUGUUCAAGCAUUCUUUGCAUAUUGAGGUAGUGGUAUAUGUAUAUCAGCAUUUCAAACUGUUUUUAAAUCUCGAUUUCUCAAUGUAAAAUGAAUAGAAUUUUAUGUUCGUAUGUCUUUACCUAUAGAAACAAAUUGCCACUCACUUUCACAUCAGCAUCUCAAUUACUUUUUAUGUGGAACUUUCUUUCGAUACUUACUAACCUACAUUUUCAGCUUCACACUUUCCUUCGCUACGACGGGUUUUUUUCCAAUAUGAAUGAACAUUGCUCUUCAUA